AUGCCCAACCAAUACAAACCAACUCCGCCUCUCGACGAGAUUGCGCCCCAUAUACUUCGGUUAUGGAAGGCGCGUCUGACAGACAAGCAGAUCGUGGAUGGCUUACAGAAACAUAUUGACACUGAACAUUUUGGACUAGGCCUUACAAAAUUUGUGCAGAUUCGUGUUGGAAUGGGGCUUCAACGAACUCGCCAACAAGGGCAUAGCAUUGAAUCCAUUCGCGAAGCUAUGCUUGAACUACGUCCGAUAUAUCCCAAUGCUGGGGCGCGGGACAUAAUCAGUCUACUGUUCCAUGAAAAAGGCAUGUGCGUAGCCAGGACUGUAGUACGAGCAUACUUUGCUACUUACGAGCCCGAACUUGUCCGGGAACGGAAAGCACGACGUCUGAAAAGGAAACGUUUUUGGGCUGCGGGGGUCAAUGAUUUAUUUGCUGUAGAUCAGCAUGAUAAGUGGCUAAGAUUCGGCCUUGGUCUUCAUACUGGGAUUGAACCUUUUUCGGGGCGCAUUAUGUGGAUUCGUGUGUGGCAUUCCAACAGGAACCCGCAGCUGAUUCUCAGCUACUACUUGGAUACAAUUCAGAAUCUUGGUCACAUGCCUAUGGUGACUCAAAGCGACCCUGGUACGGAGAACUAUGGCAUCGCAAAUGCCCACACGAUGCUACGGCAAUGGCACGAUCCCGCGCUCCAAGGCACACUCCAGCAUCGUUGGAUGCGGUCAAAUAAGAACGUGAUGCCUGAGAUUACGUGGUCGCAGUUGCGCCGCCGCUUCACUCCCGGCUUUGAAUCAAUAUUGGAACAGGGAGUUAAUGAAGGUUGGUAUGACAGCAACAAUACUCUACAAGUAAUGGUAUUCCGUUGGGUUUUUGUUCCGUGGUUGCAACGCGAGCUCGAUGCAUACCAGGAUCGCAUUAACAACACAUCAAAGCGGCGUGAUCGCAAUAAGGUACUUCCGCACGGUGUUCCUAAUCUCAUCUAUGAGUCGCCUGAAGAUUUUGGGGCUCUGGACUUCAAAAUCACUGUAGAACAAGACGCUAUUGAUCGUGUUCGAGCACUGUAUAUCAAACCCGGCCACCCCGUCUUCGACCUUGUGCCUCCCAAUCUGGGUGAUUACAUUCAGCUUUGCUAUGAACGAAUGGGCCAUCCCAUUGUCAACCGUGGCUCGGUGUGGCCUGUGUAUCGUGAUUUGCUCCAUAUGCUCCAGCAUGGCGCCGACAAUCCCACACUACUCGAAAUCUCUGGUGACGACGACGAGGAAUCAGAAGAAUUGCCCCUUCUCGAUAACUACCAAGACCUGCCAUUUAACGAGGACGGUUACUACAUGGGGGGCGUUGGUGGUGGCAUCAGGAAAAAGGGAAAAAGUCUUAGCCAUCUUACCUCACUUACAGAGACUUAA
Suillus clintonianus is the source of this 1392-nucleotide messenger RNA. RefSeq lists its product as uncharacterized. Bases 1 to 1392 code for a protein of 463 amino acids. The record is from RefSeq and is a predicted model, not a curated record. NCBI's taxonomy places the organism in Eukaryota, Fungi, Basidiomycota, Agaricomycetes, Boletales, Suillaceae. The transcript has 8 exons.